GACAAAGAUAAGAUUUUUCUCUCUGUGUUUUGUGUUUUCUGUGUUUUGUGUUUUGUGUAUGUCGUACAUCAUUUACGGACCAUUGAAUAUUAUCAUCAUCAACAACAUUAAGCAACAAAAAAAACAUGGAUUACAUACGACAAUUUGAUAUACGUUUAGAAAAAGAAAUGUAUUAUCCGGGUGAAUGUUUAACCGGACAUGUUAUAUUAAAUACAUUGGAAAAUUUUAAAUUAAAAGCCAUACGUGUAAUAUUAAGAGGAAAAGCACAAGCCGAAUGGAAAGUAAUUGUUAGUGGUGAUCGUCGAACCGUUAAAGAUGAUCAAAUAUUUAUUGAAGAUCGUUGUAGUAUAUGGGGUAAAGAUGGUGAAACUGGUAUACUAACAAGAGGUCAACAUUCAUUUCCAUUUAAAUUUCAAUUACCUGAAAGUUGUUUACCAUGUAGUUUUGAAUCAAAACCAUGUCAAAUACGUUAUUAUAUAAAAGUAACUAUUGAUAUACCAUAUGCAUCACCACCACAAGGAAUGAAAUAUUUUACAAUUAUUGGACCACAUAUUGAUUGUAUGGAUGAACAAUAUCUGAAGCCACUUGUUGGCCGUGAUAGACGUUCAAUUUGUUGUCUUUGUUGUCGUCAUGGUAUUGUUAAUUUAAAAGCAUAUCUAGAACGUUCUGGUUAUUGUUGUGGUGAAAGUAUACGUUUAAAAGCUGAAAUUGAUAAUCAAAGUGAAGAAAUUGUACGAUUAAGAUUAAAAUUAGUUCAGCAUGUAAAUUAUUCGAUUGAACGUGGUGUAUUAGGAUUAAGUAAAGAAUUAACACAUACUGUACUUGAAUAUCUUGGUGAAGAUGUACAACCUGCACAAAAAUUUCGUUUCGAUAGUACGGAUAGUCUUGUUGUACCGGUAAUGCCACCAACAUUAUUAAAUAUAUGUAAAUUAUUACAAAUCUAUUAUAUAUUAACUGUUUGGAUCGAAAUGGAAAAAUCUAAUGAUGAUCUUCAUCUAAAUUUUCCAAUAACAAUUGCUACAUGUCCAUUUAGGAUACCGAAUUCAAAUAAACAACCAAUCAUUGAUUAUGAUGUAUGCUGUGAUCAUGUUGAAGGUGGCCAAUAUAUUGGACCAGAAUUUCAAUUAGGUCAAGUAUAUGAUGGAUCAUUAGGUAUGGAAGAAGGUGAAACUAUUGUACUUUAUCGUCCAGUUUAUGUUUGUGUUCGAAAAUCUACUGCCCAUCAACAUCAACAUCAACAAUCACAAUCAUCAUCCGCAACAACAACAAAACAGUCACAACAGCCAAUAUCCACAAUUUCGAAAAAACCAAUAUCAGAAACGUCAAGUUCUUUACCAGCACAAUCAUCAUCAUCAUCAACAUCACAUAAUCAACAACAGGAGUAUAUUGUCCGCGUGCCAAGCGACACAAAAAAACAAUUUCAUGUAAUGCGUUUUAGUGCAGCUCUUAAUGUUGAUGUAACCAAAUUGAAAAAUUGUAAACUUGAACGUGAACUUAUGUUCAAAGAAGCAAAAGAACAACAAGAAGAAGAAUUACCUGAAUUUGGUGCCGGUUCCGAAUUUGGCCGAAAAGAAAAAGAAGAAGCACGACGUCGAAAAUAUGAACGACGAAAAACUAAACAAAAUAAUUCACCUUGGAUUUUGAAAGUUGGUGGUAAACAUGGAAAAAAAUAUCGUGGUAUUCGUGAAGGUGGUGUUACCGAAAAUGCAUCAUAUUAUGUAUUUUUUCAAGCAUCCGAUGGAAUGUUUGAAGCAUUCCCCGUUAAUGAAUGGUAUAAUUUUACACCAUUUCAACGUUAUAAAGCAUUAUCAGCUGAAGAAGCGGAAGAAAAAUUCAUUAAACGUGAUCAGAUAUUGAAUUUUUUUCAAUUACGUAAUAUGGCUAAAACAAAAAAUGAUUCAGAUAAAGAUGAUUCGAUAAAAAAAUCUGAACGUAAAAUGAAAAAAGAAUUUAAAGUAUCCGAUAUGGAUGAUUGGUAUGAUAUGUCCGAAAAUGAUGAUGAUGAUGAUGAUGAUAAAUUCAGUGGUGGUGAUGAUAGUGAUAAUGAUACAAAACAUCAAAAAUUAAAAAAAGAUAAAAAUAAAAAAUUAAAUAAACGUAAAAUGAAAAAAGAAGAUAAUUCCGAUAAUGAUGAUGGUGAUGAUGAACCAAUGGAAGAUAGUGAUGAAGGUGAUUAUGAUGAUAAAGAAGUUGAUUAUAUGUCAGAUGAAUCAAGUAGUUCAGAAUCGGAAGAAGAAAAUAAAAAUGAUUUGAAAGGUGUUGCAGAUGAAUCAGCUAUACGUGAUCUUGUUGUAUCCGAAGAAGAUGAAGAAGAAGAAGAAGAAGAAAACCAAGAUAAAAAUUUGGAUCCCGAACAGAAUGAAAAUGAAAAUAAAUCAUUAAAUGAUGCUCAAUCAAAAUCAAUUAAAAUGGAAAAAAAAUCAUCUGGUGAUAAUGGUGGUGAUUCAUCAUCAGAUUCAGAAUUUGAUUCAGAAAAUUCUGAUUUAGAAGAACCAAAAUCAGCUUUAUUAAUACAACCAAAUAAGAAUCUAAAUAAAACAUCGACGGAAGAUUCGAAAUCCACUGAAUCUUCGGGUAAUAAAAGAAAAUUGGAAGAUUCUAGCCAAUCAACAUCACAACAAUCAAAUAAAGAUAAUAAAGAUAAAUCGAAUGGAUUAAAAUUUCGUCAUAAAUUGGAAAAUCCAUCAUCAUCGAUUUCAUCGAAUGAACAUUCAACAAAUAUGGUGAAAAAAAUGAAAAUCAAACAUGAUAGUGGUAUUACUGAAGAUGCUGUACGUCGUUAUUUAAUACGGAAACCAAUGACAGCUGCUGAUUUAGUACAAAAAUUUAAAAAUAAAACUGCAAGAAAAGCCGAAUUACCGGAUUUAUUGGCAGAAAUUUUACGGAAAAUUAAUCCGGAAAAACAAAAUAUUAAAGGAAAAAUGUAUUUGUCAUUGAAGCCAACUUGAUUUAGGCUGUUUUUGUUUUUUUUUAAUUUUAAUUUUAAA
Messenger RNA from Dermatophagoides pteronyssinus (European house dust mite), 2987 nucleotides. RefSeq names its product arrestin domain-containing protein 2-like. Gene Ontology annotation, biological process: protein transport. The record is from RefSeq and is a predicted model, not a curated record. Gene Ontology annotation, cellular component: cytoplasm. Lineage: Eukaryota; Metazoa; Arthropoda; Arachnida; Sarcoptiformes; Pyroglyphidae.